AUGGCAGGAGGGGAGUCUAUGGACCAGCUCCGGUACCACGAGGCUUGUUGGGCGAGAGUCAGUGCGUGGGAUGCCAUAACUGAAAUGGAUGAACAUAAUCGUCCCAUUCAUACUUAUCAGGUAUGUAAUGUGAUGGAACCAAACCAAAACAACUGGCUUCGAACAAACUGGAUCUCCCGUGAUGCUGCACAGAAAAUUUAUGUGGAAAUGAAGUUUACCCUAAGGGACUGCAACAGUAUUCCAUGGGUACUGGGAACCUGCAAGGAAACGUUCAAUCUCUACUACAUGGAGUCAGAUGAAUCUCAUGGAGUAAAAUUCAAGCCAAACCAGUACACUAAAAUUGAUACUAUUGCAGCUGAUGAGAGCUUUACCCAGAUGGACUUGGGUGACCGCAUUCUUAAACUGAACACAGAAGUUCGUGAGGUUGGGCCAAUAAACAAGAAAGGAUUUUAUCUUGCUUUUCAGGACAUUGGAGCAUGCAUUGCUUUGGUCUCAGUCCGUGUUUAUUACAAAAAGUGCCCUUUCACAGUCCGUAAUUUGGCUAUGUUUCCUGAUACUAUUCCAAGGGUUGAUUCUUCCUCUUUGGUGGAAGUACGGGGCUCCUGUGUGAAGAGUGCUGAGGAACGUGAUACUCCAAAAUUGUAUUGUGGAGCAGAUGGGGAUUGGCUUGUGCCUCUUGGACGAUGCAUCUGCAGUGUAGGAUAUGAAGAAGUGGACGGUUCCUGCCAUG
Molecule: messenger RNA, 730 nt
Organism: Pelecanus crispus (Dalmatian pelican)
Lineage: Eukaryota; Metazoa; Chordata; Aves; Pelecaniformes; Pelecanidae
Source: RefSeq, a predicted model, not a curated record